AUGAGCGAACUUCCAACAAAUACCAAACAAUUUUUUUGUAUGAGCCUAAAAUAUGUCUGUGCAUCAAUUUAUUUUUGUUAUUUAUUAUUAAAAAGAGUAUCAAAGAUGGCAAUCAAAGUAAAGAAAGGAACAAAGGGUGAUUCUGUCAACUAUAUCACCAGAAAUGCUGCUUGUAGAAAGUUGGGUCUUUCUUUAAAGAUGUUUAGAAAAUUAUGCAUUCUUAAAGGAAUUCAUCCACGUGACCCAAAGAAGAAGUUAAAGGGUAAGAACAAAACAUACUACUUUACAAAGGACGUCAAGUUCCUUAGACACGACCCAAUCAUUUCGACACUUCGUGAACGUAAGGCACUCUUUAAAAAGGAGAAAAAGUUACGUGAAAAGAAGCAAACAAAGACUUUGGAGUUACUCAUUGCCCGUCGUCCACGUAUUUCGAUGGACCACAUUGUCAAGGAGCGUUAUCCAACCUUUUCCGACGCCAUUCGUGAUCUCGACGAUUGUCUCACACUCAUCCAUCUCUUUGCCUCGAUGGACUCGUCGCCCAAGGUUCGUGAGCAACACAUCAUCACCUGCUCCACCUUGGCUCGUGAGUUCCAAAUGUACAUUGCCUCGUCCAACUCACUCCGUAAGGUGUUUGUCACCGUCAAGGGUAUCUACUACCAAGCCGAGAUCAUGGGCGAGACUGUCACCUGGCUCACUCCGAUGAACUACCUCAACAAAAAGGAGAGAGACGUCGACUAUGGUAUUAUGAUCAAUUUCCUCGAGUUUUACGAGUGUCUCCUCAAGUUUGUCAACUACAGACUCUACACUUCCAUCGGUCUCAAGUACCCACCCACCAUCGACCAAGAUCAACUCGGCAACGGCAACAACUUGAGUGCCCUCAUCACCGAGUCUGUCAACAAGGCCACCCCAUCCACCAAGCCAGUCGCUGCCACCAAGAAAAUGACUGCUGUAGAAAUGGCUCAACAGAGAAAAAUCAACGCAUUAAACAAAAAGGUUGGACAAGAAGAAGAGGAAGAAGAAGUAGAGGAAGAAGUAGAAGAGUUGGAAAUCAACGCUCAAGGUGUUUCCAAGGACUUUGAAGGUUUGGCAGCAGAGGGAGAAGAGGGAGACGCCACCGUUGCCCAAUUACGUGACCCAUCAAAGUUGUUCAAGGGAUUAAAGUUCUUUGCCUCGAGAGAGUGUCCCAUCGUCGCCUUGGAGUUUGUCAUCAAGGCAUUUGGUGGUGAGUUCUACUGGAACUUUAUCAAGAAUGAAGAGGUGCCCGAGUUUAUUACCCACGUCAUCACCGAACGUACCGGUUUUGCCAAAAAGGACCUCUCCAAAGAAUAUAUCCAACCACAAUGGGUGUUUGAUAGCAUCAACAACAACAUCCUCCUCAACUGCCAGGAAUACGCUUUGGGUGUCGUCAUGCCACCACAUCUUUCACCAUUUGUCGAAUACAACGAAGACAGCUACAUCCCAGCCCGUAAGGCCAUGCUCGACCAAUUGAUCAACCAAAAGGGCUUCGAGAGCGCCGUCAUCAAUAUGGACGAACAAGACCAAGACAUGGAAGACGACCAAGACGGAAAGAAGAACAACAAGAAGAGAAAAUCAAUGGACCAAGACGACGAACAAGACAGCGACGCCGAAUCAGAAGACAGCGACAAUGACGAAGAUGUCGCCGCCGCCCUCGAAUCCAAAUACAUGAGUGAACUCCAACAAGAAAACCUCCAAAUCUCAAGUAGCACCAAACCACAACAACAACAACAACAACCAAAGAAGACAAAGAAUAAUAAUACCAACAACAACAACAACACACAACAAACUCAAAUCCAAGAAUUAAAGGAUAAGGUUACCCAAGAUGAAAAGACUCUUGGUUCAAAGCUUGCCAAGAAGAAGAAGCAAGCAGAACGUGAAGAAUUAGAAAUGGUCGAAAGAAUGAUGACCAAGAAGAACAAGGGAUUGUAUCACUCUGUUAAAAAUGAAGUUUCCAGACAAACCAACGAAAAGAAACGUCUUGAACACAAGAGAGGUUUGGUCGAGUCUGGUAAGAAUGUAGAUGGUGUCCAAAAGAAAAAGGCUGCCUCUGCUGCUGUCACCAAGAAGCCACAACAAAAUACUCCAAAUACUACCACCAAAAAGUCUGCCCCAGUUUCUCAAACCAUAAAGAAAUCUAAAAAAUAA
Molecule: messenger RNA, 2163 nt
Organism: Cavenderia fasciculata
Lineage: Eukaryota; Evosea; Eumycetozoa; Acytosteliales; Cavenderiaceae
Exons: 4
Coding region: 1-2163 (720 amino acids)
Biological process (GO): maturation of LSU-rRNA from tricistronic rRNA transcript (SSU-rRNA, 5.8S rRNA, LSU-rRNA); ribosome biogenesis
Cellular component (GO): nucleolus; PeBoW complex
Molecular function (GO): RNA binding
Source: RefSeq, a predicted model, not a curated record